AUGGGCCCUGUGGCUCGUGAAUACACCAUUCACCUCCACAAGUACAUCCAUGGCGUUGGCUUCAAGAAGCGUGCUCCCCGCGCUGUCAAGGAGAUCAAGAAGUUCGCCGCCAAGGCCAUGAGCACCUCUGACGUGCGCGUGGACCAGGACCUGAACAAGGCUGUGUGGGCCACCGGUGUCCGCAACGUGCCCUACAGGAUCCGCGUCCGCGUUGAGCGCCGCCGCAACGAGGAUGAGGAUGCCAAGGAGGAGUUCUACUCCUACGUCAGCUAUGUCCCUGUUGCUUCCUUCAAGGGCCUGACCACCGUCAAGGUCGAGGGUGGCGAGGCAUAA
Molecule: messenger RNA, 333 nt
Organism: Monosiga brevicollis MX1
Lineage: Eukaryota; Choanoflagellata; Craspedida; Salpingoecidae
Exons: 3
Coding region: 1-333 (110 amino acids)
Biological process (GO): cytoplasmic translation
Cellular component (GO): ribosome; cytosolic large ribosomal subunit
Molecular function (GO): structural constituent of ribosome
Source: RefSeq, a predicted model, not a curated record